CCAAUGAUAACAGAAUCAGCAACAGCCACGACAACUAAGAGAACAACUGUUAGUACAACUGAAACAACUACACCAGCCACAACAACUGAGAGCACAACUGUUAGUACAACUGUAACAACUACACCAGCCACAACAACUGAUAGCACAACUAUUAGUACAACUGAAACAACUACACCAACCACAACAACAGAAUCAACAUCAGCCACAACAACUGAGAGCACAACUGUUAGUACAACUGAAACAACUACACCAACCACAACAACAGAAUCAACAUCAGCCACAACAAUUGAGAGCACAAUUUUCAGUACAACUGAAACAACUACACCAGCCACAAUAACUGAGAGCACAGCUGUUAGUACAACUGAAACAACUACACCAGUCACAACAACUGAGAGCACAACUGUUAGUACUACUGAAACAACUAUACCAGCCACAACAACUGAGAGCACAACUGAAACAACUACACCCACCACAACAACAGAAUCAACAUCAGCCACAACAAUUGAGAGCACAAUUUUCAGUACAACUGAAACAACUACAACCACAACAACAGAAUCAACAUCAGCAACAACAACUGAGAGCACAACUGUUAGUACAACUGAAACAACUACACCAGCCACAACAACUGAGAGCACAGCUGUUAGCACAACUGAAACAAAUAUACCAGCCAAAACCACUGAGAGCACAACUGAAACAACUACUCCAACCACAAAAACAGAAUCAGCAACAGCCACGACAACUGAGAGCACAACUGUUAGUACAACUGAAACAACUACACCAGCCACAACAACUGAGAGCACAACUGUUCGUACAACUGAAACAACUACACCAACCACAACAAGAGAAUCAACAUCAGCCACAACAACUGAGAGCACAACUGUUAGUACAACUGAAACAACUACACCAACCACGACAAGAGAAUCAAUAUCAGCCACAACAACUGAGAGCACAACUGUUAGUACAACUGAAACAACUACACCAGCCACAACAACUGAGAGCACAACUGUUCGUACAACUGAAACAACUACACCAACCACAACAAGAGAAUCAACAUCAGCCACAACAACUGAGAGCACAACUCUUAGUACAACUGAAACAACUACACCAACCACGACAAGAGAAUCAAUAUCAGCCACAACAACUGAGAGCACAACUGUUAGUACAACUGAAACAACUACACCAGCCACAACAACUGAGAGCACAACUGUUAGUACAACUGAAACAACUACACCAGCCACAACAACUGAGAGCACAACUGUUAUUACAACUGAGACAACUACACCAGCCACAACAACUGAGAGCACAACUGUUAUUACAAAUGAAACAACUACACCAGCCACUAUAACAGAAUCAACAUCAGCCACAACAACUAAGAGCACAACUUUAAGUACAACUGAAACAAAGACACCAGUCACAACAACUGAGAGCACAGCUGAAACAACUACACCAGCCACAACAACUCAGAGCACAACUGUUAGUACAACUGAAUCAACUACACCAGCCACAACAACUGAGAGCACAACUUACAGUACAACUGAAACAACUACACCGGUCACAACAACUGAGAGCACAGCUGUUAGUACUACUGAAACAACUACACCAGCCACAACAACUGAGAGCACAACUGAAACAACUACACCAACCACAACAACUGAGAUCACAACUAGCACAACUGUUAGUACAACUGAAACAACUACACCAGCCACAACAACUGAGAGCACAACUCUUAGUACAACUGAAACAACUACACCAGUCACAACAACUGAGAGCACAGCUGUUAAUACAACUGAAACAACAACACCAGCCACUACAACAGAAUCAACAUCAGCCACAACAACUGAGAGCACAACUGUUAGUACAACUGAAACAACUACUCCAGCCACAACAACUCAGAGCACAACUGUUAGUACAACUGAAUCAACUACACCAGCCACAACAACUGAGAGCACAACUUACAGUACAACUGAAACAACUACACCGGUCACAACAACUGAGAGCACAGCUGUUAGUACUACUGAAACAACUACACCAGCCACAACAACUGAGAGCACAACUGAAACAACUACACCAACCACAACAACUGAGAUCACAACUGUUAGUACAGCCAAGACAACUACACAAGCCACAACAACUGAGAGCACAACUGUUAGUACAACUGAAACAACUACACCAGCCACAACAACUGAGAGCACAACUGUUAGUACAACUGAAACAACUACACCAGCCACAACAACUGAGAGCACAACUCUUAGUACAACUGAAACAACUACACCAGUCACAACAACUGAGAGCACAGCUGUUAAUACAACUGAAACAACAACACCAGCCACUACAACAGAAUCAACAUCAGCCACAACAACUGAGAGCACAACUGUUAGUACAACUGAAACAACUACUCCAGCCACAACAACUGAGAGCACAACUGUUAGUACAACUGAAUCAACUACACCAGCCACAACAACUGAGAGCACAACUUUUAGUACAACUGAAACAACUACACCAACCACAAUAACAGAAUCAACAUCAGCCACAACAACUGAGAGCACAAUUGUUAGUACAACUGAAACAACUACACCAACCACAACAACAGAAUCAUCAGCCACAACAACUGAGAGCACAACUGUUAGUACAACUGAAACAACUACACCAACCACAACAACAGAAUCAUCAGCCACAACAACUGAGAGCACAACUGUUAGUACAACUGAAACAACUACACCAGCCACAACAACUCAGAGCACAACUGUUAGUACAACUGAAUCAACUACACCAGCCACAACAACUGAGAGCACAACUUACAGUACAACUGAAACAACUACACCGGUCACAACAACUGAGAGCACAGCUGUUAGUACUACUGAAACAACUACACCAGCCACAACAACUGAGAGCACAACUGAAACAACUACACCAACCACAACAACUGAGAUCACAACUGUUACCACAACAUCUGAGAGCACAACUGUUAGUACAACUGAAACAACUACACCAGCCACAACAACUGAGAGCACAACUCUUAGUACAACUGAAACAACUACACCAGUCACAACAACUGAGAGCACAGCUGUUAAUACAACUGAAACAACAACACCAGCCACUACAACAGAAUCAACAUCAGCCACAACAACUGAGAGCACAACUGUUAGUACAACUGAGACAACUACACCAGCACCAUCAACAACAACAGAAUCUACAACAGCAACAACAACUGAGAGCACAACAGUUACCACAACAACUGAGAGCACAACUGUUAGUACAACAGAAACAACUACACCAAACACA
Messenger RNA from Ctenopharyngodon idella (grass carp), 3282 nucleotides. RefSeq names its product mucin-22-like. The record is from RefSeq and is a predicted model, not a curated record. The annotation marks the transcript as partial. Lineage: Eukaryota; Metazoa; Chordata; Actinopteri; Cypriniformes; Xenocyprididae. The transcript has 5 exons.